Messenger RNA from Tuber aestivum (summer truffle), 1263 nucleotides. The record is from the annotation of a GenBank genome assembly. Lineage: Eukaryota; Fungi; Ascomycota; Pezizomycetes; Pezizales; Tuberaceae.
CUAGCCCCACCACCACCACACUUCGCACAGUUUACAGGCUAUCACUCUCAGCACAGAAUAGUUGCAGUAGGGACGGGUUCGUUGGAAAAUCCGGAGAAUUCAAUUGAGCAGUUGUAUCAUAAGAAGAACAAGGAGGCGGAGGGGAAGAUUACGUAAUUUCCUCCAAAUUCAUGCAACAAGUGCGGCGCUAAGUACCCUAGUAUGAUGCCAGCAGCAAAUCCAUCGGGCAUCAACAUCAUCAGCAUCAUCCCGCAGAUUUGCUAUAGCAUGAUUCCCAUCUCGAUAUGCCGACAUAUGCACCGUGCGCACAUACAGUACUCGGACACUCUCAUACAUACAAUUCAUGCGGCGGGAUUCCCGUCUUCAAGUGGGCGGCUUGGGCAGUCGUCCGUCAGUGGACUGUCUGGGGCGGUCUGGAAGGGAUCUCGUUGAGCGUUUACAUGCACCUCCCCCCACUCCCCCCCGUGCACCAUCCCUACAGUGAUAGCUGUGAAAGUGAACUACGGUGCUCACCUGCUGUGUGAAAUGACAGGUGAAGGGACAAAAAGAAACGGAGUACACGAGUACAUACAUGACAUCACUUUUUCUUUUUCUUUUCUUUUCCACUAUUUUUCUUUUGGGGGUUUAUUGAAUUCAUCAAUGGACCCCUGCAAUGCAUAGAAUGAUGUACGGUAGUAUGAUAGUGGGCUUGUAUGCUGACUUGGUAGGAGCGGGUGAGGAGACUCACUCUUCUCCAUUGAUCCACUACUCCACUACGUAUGCAAACCCCGCUACAAUAGAUUUAGUUAGCUAGCUAACUCGCUGGACGAGAGUCAUGACACAUUAGACUAGCUAUACGAUGGGGAAGCCGUAUACCAUGCCACCACCACCACCAUCCAGCUGGCCAGAGACAAAGGAAAGAGAGAGAAGACGAAAGAGAGUGGGCGAUAAGAAAGAAGUAAAAAUAAAUAAAUUACAAUUGGGAAGCUCAAGGAAGCCUGGAUAAAUAAAAAGUGUGCAAUGAUCAAAAAACAAGUUUUAGGUGAGCUAGUUUGGUGAGUACCGUAGAUACUUUACGAAGUGUGAAGAGUGAGAGAAAAAAGAAGGAAAGGCUGUUUCUAGCAAUUCAGUCGAGCCACGUGUGUGUGGCUUUCAACUUUAGAAUGGUCGGUGAACAAUCUUUAACACCGCGGUCAUUUGGCCAUCUCUUCCCCAGGGGAUUUGUCGAGGGUUGGAUAUAACACGAUGGGUGUGAUCUAGGACUUUUCUUUUUCUUUUUUUUUU